Molecule: messenger RNA, 2632 nt
Organism: Chanos chanos (milkfish)
Lineage: Eukaryota; Metazoa; Chordata; Actinopteri; Gonorynchiformes; Chanidae
Gene: nell2a
Product: neural EGFL like 2a
Exons: 20
Coding region: 29-2467 (812 amino acids)
Cellular component (GO): cytoplasm
Molecular function (GO): calcium ion binding; heparin binding; protein kinase C binding
Source: RefSeq, a predicted model, not a curated record
CAAAACAUGGACUAAUUUUGAAUUCACAAUGGGAUUAUUAAAGCUAUUUGUUGCCGUAGGGUUAUUUAACGUUUGUUCAGUUUUAGGUUUCGGGGUUGAUCCUGCUGUACGUAUCAACGUUUUCAAUGAUUUGACGCCUGGCGAAAGCUUUGAGGGAGUUUCUCAAGUCCAAGGUUUCCACGAUGAAUCUAGAGCCUUCUAUUUCCAAGGAGCGUCCAGAGACGUGAAGGCCUCUGAUGUCGUUGCUGAGCAGAUGUUUGCAAAGCUGAGGAACAAAAGCGAGUUUACUCUAAUGGCCAUUCUGAAACAAGAAAGGCUCAAUUCCGGAGUUAUCCUCUCCAUCCAUCGUGCUGAUCAAAGAUUCUUAGAGCUGGAGAGCAGCGGGCAGAAAAAUGAGGUUCGUCUCCACUUUCGCACCAGGAGCCAACAGGCCCACACUGAGAUCUUUCCCUAUACGUUGGCGGAUGGCCAAUGGCACAAAGUCUCAGUGACAGUCAGUGCUUCCCACAUCACCCUAUAUGUGGACUGCAACAGAAUCUAUGAGAGAGUGGUGGAGGUGCCCUCCAUGGACAUCCCUCGAAAUGCAUCAUUUUGGCUUGGACAAAGGAAUAGUGCACAUGGUUUUUAUAAGGGGGUUAUGCAGGAUGUUCAUCUUCUUAUGAUGCCACAAGGUUACAUCUCCCAGUGUCCAGAUCUCAACCGCACCUGUCCAACCUGCAAUGAUUUCCAUGGACUCGUGCAGAAGAUUAUGGAAUUGCAAGACAUCUUGGCAAAAACAUCCAGCAAGCUGGCCCUAGCUGAGGAGAAGAUGAAUGGGCUGGAUAGCUGCUAUUGUGAACGGACGUGUAAUGUGAAGGGAACGAUUUACCGUCAGGACCAGCACUGGACAGAUGGCUGCAGGAACUGCACGUGCACGAAUGGUACAGUCCAGUGUGAAACCAUUUCAUGCCCUCCUCCUGAGUGUCCAGAUGGUACAGCCCCCACCUAUGUAGAUGGGGCAUGCUGUAAGGAGUGCCAGUCCAUUUGCCUUUUCAAUGGGAGGGAGGUGCUGGAGAAGGAGAAGAGAGCUGUGCACGACUCCAGCGGCAGGUGUAUCCUGUUUGAGUGCAGGGAUCAGACUAUGCAUCGCGAGUUGAGCAGCGGCUGCCCAGAGCUCAACUGCCCAGAGUCUGAACAGAUCACCCUCUCUGACAGAUGCUGUAAAGUCUGCAGAGGCCAUGACUUCUGCGCAGAGGGCAACAGCUGCACGGAGCAUUCAGACUGUGUGAAUCUGGAGGCUGGUAGUGUGUGUAGCUGUAAGGAUGGCUUCCGCCCUCUCCGUGAUGACAACGCCUAUUGUGAAGAUAUUGACGAGUGCGCAGAGGGGAAACACUACUGCAGGGAGAACACCAUGUGUGUCAAUACACCUGGCUCUUUCAUGUGUAUCUGCCACACGGGUUACAUCCGCAUCGACGACUACUCUUGCACAGAGCAUGAUGAAUGCGUGUCAGGUCUGCACAGCUGCGAUGAGAACGCUCUCUGCUUCAACACCGUGGGAGGUCACAGCUGCUCCUGUAAGCCAGGCUAUACCGGUAACGGCACCAUCUGCAGAGCUCUGUGUGAAGGACUGUGUCAAAAUGGAGGGACAUGUGCUUCUCCAAACACCUGUAUCUGUCCGCAGGGCUUCACUGGCAAGACAUGUGAGACAGAUAUUAAUGAGUGUUCAGAAGGCUUUGUGGAGUGCGACAGUCGAGCCACUUGUGUCAACCUUCCAGGCUGGUACCACUGCGAGUGCCGAGAUGGCUACCACGACAACGGGAUUUUUGCCACCAAUGGUGAAUCCUGUGAAGAUAUUGAUGAGUGUAAGACUGGUAGACAUACCUGUAAUGCAGACACUGUGUGCUUUAACCUGGACGGUGGUUACGACUGCAGGUGCCCCCACGGGCACAACUGCACCGGCGACUGUAUCCAUGACAACAAAGUCAAGCACAAUGGGCAGAUCUGGGUGCUUGAGAAUGAUAGAUGCUCCGUUUGCUCAUGCCAGACGGGUCAGGUGAUGUGUCGUCGGAUGGUGUGUGACUGUGAAAAUCCCACUGUGGACCUGUUCUGCUGUCCUGAGUGUGAUCCACGCCUUAGCAGCCAGUGCCUGCACCAAAACGGGCUGCUCACCUACAGCAGUGGAGACACCUGGGUGGAGAACUGUCAACAGUGCCAGUGUGUGCAAGGUGAGGUGGACUGCUGGCCUCUCUCCUGCCCGCCCGUGGACUGUGAGUUUACGCUAGUGCCGGAGGGGGAGUGCUGUCCGCGAUGCAUCUCUGACCCCUGUCUAGCUGACACCAUCCGCAAUGACAUCACCAAAACGUGCACCGAUGAGCACGGCAUCACCCGCCUGAGUGGCUCCUCCUGGGUCAAACACGGCACUACGUGCACCCUCUGCCAGUGCAAGAAUGGACACAUCUGCUGUUCAGUGGAUCCCAUGUGCCUUUAGCUGCUAGCAGGAGCUCUGAAGGCAUUUGUACAGUCUUGUUCAUUCUAAAGAAACUCACCCUUCCCACCCUCUCCCCAAAACUACUUCUUUAUACCAAAUGCAAAAAUGUGUAUUCCAUGACGCUGAUGAUCAACAACUCACCUCUGUUCAUUUUUGCGGCUGGAU